AAAUAUAUUACUCGAUUUCAAGAAUGAUUCUAAUAAUAAUGUUAAAAUAAAUUCACUCCCCCUUCUAAAUUUCCCUAUAUAUUCAAAAGCGCAUCCGUUCAUCUUUGAGCAUCUGAUCUGAUUUUCUCUCUUUGUGCUUAUGAUCACUGGUACCCAUUAUUGCGUAGACAUGGACGUGAUCAUUUCUUCUGCUGCAGAUUUUUCAGCUGUUGAUGAAGAUGGUUCCAUCUACGACAAAGCUGAAGAAGUGAAAGCUUUUGAUGAAACUAAAGCUGGUGUUAAAGGACUAGUUGAUUCUGAUGUGACAAAGAUACCUAGGUUUUUUGUCCAUCCACCACAGAAUGUGAAAAAUCCGUCAUCGAAGAUCACUGAUGUCAGCCUGCUGCAGGUUCCAGUGAUUGACUUGGGAGGCAUUGGAAGUCAUCGAAGGCGGCUUCAGGUAGUGAAUGAGAUCAGGAAUGCAUCAGAAACAUGGGGUUUCUUUCAAAUGGUUAAUCAUGGAGUCCCUGUCAGUGUUCUUGAUGAAAUGUUGGCUGGUGUUAAACGAUUCCAUGAGCAACCUCAGGAGGUGAAGAUGGAGUGGUAUUCUCGCGACUCUAAGCGCAGAGUGAAGUACUUCUGCAAUGGUGAUCUCCUUGUCAAUAGAGCACCAGCAAAUUGGAGGGAUACCAUAGCAUUUGAUUUUCAGGACGGGAAACUAGACCCGGAGCUCUAUCCUCAGGUAUGCAGGGAAGCUGUAAGUGAAUACAUGAGAAACAUGAUCAAGACGAGCAAGAUACUAUCUGAACUGAUAUCGGAGGCACUAGGGCUUCCAAGUGAAUACCUGUCAGGAUUGGAAUGCAUGGAAACUGAGUCAUUAGUGUGCCAUUAUUACCCAAUUUGUCCGGAGCCAGACUCGACACUAGGCACCACCAAGCACACAGACCCUUCAUUUCUGACAAUAUUGUUGCAAGAUAAUGUGGGUGGACUGCAAGUUCUCAACCAAAAUCAAUGGAUCGAUGUGCCUCCUCGGCAUGGAGCUCUUGUAGUAAACAUAGGAGACUUCAUGCAGAGUGCUAUGAACAGAAUGGUUCUGACAUGUAUCAUCUUAAUUGGGGGAAUCUGCUAUAUGGCCAUCACCCUUUACAGUUGUCAAUACAUAUUCUUUUACUGUUAGCAUUGCCUGAUAUCAUUUUUCUGCAACACCAGAGGUUUAUGAAGUUUGUAACCUAUUUUGUUUUGUUAACAAGACAGAAGAAACAAGGUUUUAAUUAUAACCCAAUCAAACCAUCUCCAACAUGAAUUAUCAAUCUAAUACACAAACAAAUGGUAAUUGAAAACAUAAUAAACAAUUUCGUAGAUACUUCAAUAUGCUCUUUUUAAGGCCAUCUGGACUUGGGUAAGGCAGUUAUGAUAAGGGGUCUGUUGAGAGUUUAGGUAGAAAUUAUAGGUUCAAUUCUUUCUUAAUUUUCUACAUGAACAUUGAUGUGGUUCUUGCAAAUGCAAUUACCAGGACUCGACAUUCAUGGAAUCCUAUCAUUCAACACAGAAGGAUAAUAUAAAUGGAACAGUAGAUAAUGUUGUAAUAAUAGAGAUGAAUA
Molecule: messenger RNA, 1580 nt
Organism: Ricinus communis (castor bean)
Lineage: Eukaryota; Viridiplantae; Streptophyta; Magnoliopsida; Malpighiales; Euphorbiaceae
Product: 1-aminocyclopropane-1-carboxylate oxidase homolog 12
Exons: 3
Coding region: 140-1156 (338 amino acids)
Source: RefSeq, a predicted model, not a curated record